UGGCUAGAAUGGUUUUGCGACAACAGGAACUUCGUUAUCUCCAGUCACUACUUCUGCACUAGAAUCAUAUAGGAAAUGACCACCAGGACCUACUGGCUCAGACCCCAUCUAAUACCAGUGUAUAAAUAACGACAGUUAGCUCUGUUUCUAAGGCAGAGAGCACCCAUCUGGGAAUGGCCAUGGAAACCCAUUUGCGUGUUGUGUUUUUCUUGGUAAAUGUGGUUGUGCUGGGUGUUUCUGGCGCAGGAGGAGAAACAGCUGUUGGAGACCCGGGAAUGAGAAGGGAUGGUUUGAGAGUGGCCUUCGAAGCUUGGAAUUUCUGCAAUGAAGUUGGCCAAGAAGCUCCUGGCAUGGGUAGCCCCAGAGCAGCUGAUUGCUUUGACCUCUCAAGUAAGAACAAGCACCGUAGAAGGAAACACACAGUAUUGAAGAGUUCUUUUCUGAAACACAAGGUAAGUGAAGCUGACAACAAACUCGGGGUUGGACAGCCUUUCCCAGGUUUGCACCCAGGAGCCAUAAACAAUACCGACCUUUAUGCAAUGCAGAAGGAGCUAUACCUGGGUUCAUUAUGUCAAGUUGAGGAUACCCCGAAUCCAUGGCAGUUUUGGAUGGUCAUGCUUAAAAAUGGAAACUAUGACACAACUUCCGGUUUGUGUCCAAGGAAUGGGAAAAAGGCCCCUCCUUUUAGUCCAGGAAGGUUUCCUUGUUUUGGAAAGGGUUGUAUGAAUCAACCCAUGUUAUAUCAUCAGCAGACUAAGCUUUCGGAUGGUGGUAUAAUGAGAGGAAGUUUCAAUGGGACAUAUGAUUUGGGUUCUGACAUUGGAAGUGGACUUGAUGGAAUCUCUUUUUAUGAAGUGGUUUGGGAAAAAAAAGUUAGUCAUGGAAGCUGGGUUUUUAGCCAAAAGCUCAAGACUUCAAAGAAGUACCCAUGGCUGAUGCUGUACCUCAGAGCUGAUGCAACUACAGGAUUUUCUGGAGGGUAUCACUAUGACACAAGAGGAAUGCUCAAAAUUCUUCCAGAGUCACCUAAUUUCAAGGUCAGAAUGACUUUGGAUGUGAAACAAGGCGGAGGACCCAAGAGCCAGUUCUAUUUGAUAGAUAUCGGGAGCUGUUGGAAGAACAAUGGUGCUCCAUGCGAUGGAGAUGUGCUUACCGACAUAACCAGAUACAGUGAGAUGAUUAUCAAUCCUGAAACUCCAGCUUGGUGCAGUCCCACAAAUCUAGGAAACUGCCCACCGUACCACAUUACUCCAAACAACACAAAAAUUUACAGAAAUGAUACAGCUAACUUCCCGUAUGGGGCGUAUCACUACUACUGUGCUCCUGGGAAUGCUCAAUUUUUAGAGAAACCUGUCAGCACUUGUGAUCCCUACAGCAAUCCUCAGGCACAAGAGCUAGUUCAGUUACUGCCUCAUCCUAUAUGGGCUGACUAUGGCUAUCCAACAAAACAAGGGGAUGGUUGGGUUGGGGAUGCCAGAACUUGGGAGCUUGAUGUGGGUGGGCUUGCAAGUAGACUUUACUUCUAUCAGGAUCCCGGUACCCCUCCUGCUAGAAGAAUAUGGAGAUCCAUCGACAUGGGUACUGAGAUUUUUGUUAGCGACAAAGAUGAAGUAGCGGAGUGGACUGUUAGUGAUUUUGAUGUUACUUUCACAUAAUUUAGUGUUCAAAAUUCUUUUUUCUUUCAGAAAAAUCCCUUUCGAGAUUAAGAGGGGAAAGGGGUAAAGGCAUCAUCUGCUACAGUGAUAAUUUAGAAAGCUGGGAUUGGGGUAGCCAAAAAAACCCGCAAGGGCCAGGCAUUCUUGUGCUGUGAGGCACAUCAGCGCAUCCAAUUGUAUCCCGAAACAUCAAUUAAUGUGAAAGAUAUAUGAACUGUGUCAAUUUUACUGCAUC
Molecule: messenger RNA, 1890 nt
Organism: Populus euphratica (Euphrates poplar)
Lineage: Eukaryota; Viridiplantae; Streptophyta; Magnoliopsida; Malpighiales; Salicaceae
Product: calcium/calcium/calmodulin-dependent Serine/Threonine-kinase
Exons: 4
Coding region: 174-1655 (493 amino acids)
Source: RefSeq, a predicted model, not a curated record